Molecule: messenger RNA, 1042 nt
Organism: Setaria italica (foxtail millet)
Lineage: Eukaryota; Viridiplantae; Streptophyta; Magnoliopsida; Poales; Poaceae
Product: ER lumen protein-retaining receptor
Exons: 6
Coding region: 148-795 (215 amino acids)
Biological process (GO): endoplasmic reticulum to Golgi vesicle-mediated transport; protein retention in ER lumen
Cellular component (GO): membrane; endoplasmic reticulum; cis-Golgi network
Molecular function (GO): ER lumen protein retrieval receptor activity
Source: RefSeq, a predicted model, not a curated record
CCCCACUCUGCCCGCCAUCUCUCCCCCACCUCCCGGGAAUCCCCACGUGCGCGGCGCGGAUCGGUAGGCGGCGGCUCACACGCCCGAGACGCCGGCGGGAGGGGGGAGACGAGACGGAGGCGUGCUGAUUCCAGGAAAGCCGGCGUGAUGAACGCCUUCAGGCUCGCCGGGGACAUGACGCACCUCAUGAGCGUCCUCGUCCUCCUGCUCAAGAUCCACACCAUCAAGUCCUGCGCCGGUGUUUCCUUGAAGACGCAAGAGUUAUAUGCACUUGUUUUUGCCACUCGCUACUUGGACAUGUUUACGGAUUUUAUAUCCCUGUACAAUACAGUCAUGAAGCUGAUUUUCCUAAGUAGCUCAUUCUCAAUUGUUUGGUAUAUGAGGCGCCACAAAUUGGUCCGCAGAUCAUAUGACAAGGAUCAUGACACUUUCCGCCAUCAGUUUCUUGUUCUACCCUGUCUUAUAUUGGCCUUGCUCAUCCAUGAGCAGUUCACUUUCAAGGAGGUAAUGUGGACGUUUUCCAUUUAUCUGGAGGCUGUUGCAAUUCUUCCUCAACUUGUGCUACUGCAGCGUACAAGAAACAUCGACAAUUUAACUGGGCAAUAUGUAUUUUUCCUUGGCGCGUACCGAUCAUUAUACAUUCUCAACUGGAUUUACCGCUACUUCACUGAACCACAUUAUGUACAUUGGAUAACUUGGAUAUCAGGAUUUGUGCAGACAUUAUUGUAUGCAGAUUUCUUUUAUUAUUACCUCAACAGUUGGAAGAACAACGUUAAGCUCACUCUACCAGCUUGACCGCUCGAUUGCUCAAUCGUUAUUUUUGUUGGCAUUGUAUCAUCCAGAAUAUACUAUGUACAUGAGUGAGGUCUACCGUCUACAACAAGGGUGAUGUUAAUUUGUCAACUGGAACAAUUGCAUUUCUGGGUCUAGAGAUUAUAGUCAUGUAUGUUUAGCUUUUGGGAAACGUAGAGAAUAUACUGUACAUGAAAUGGAGAAAAACUUGCUGCAUCAUGGAGAUGAAUAGUUGAUAGAUAUACUUUGC